CCACAAGGAGCGAUGGCAGACUGCAAAUUUCUUGAAAAUGCAAUUCAAAUUAUCAAACGGGCGCGAGACGAGGAUGAAGGGGGUAAUUACUCUGAAGCAUACAAAUCGUACAUCUUGGCACUCGAUUACUUCAUGAUGGCACUAAAAUAUGAAAAGAACGACAAGCGUAAAGCUAUAAUCCGUGCAAAGACAGCUGAGUAUCUAGAGAGGGCGGAGACGGUCAAGAGUUAUCUGGGCAACCCAGAGCUUAAAAAAAAAGUUGUGGCGGGGAACGGGGGGUCCGCUGAGAAGCCUUCAGAGGAUUCUAAUUCGAAGAUGAAGAUAGCCUUGGAAAACACGAUUUUACAGGAGUGCCCAAACGUUAGAUGGGACGAUGUCAUUGGUUUGCUGUCUGCAAAAGAGGCUCUUAAGGAAGCCGUUAUUUUACCUAUUAAAUUUCCCCAUCUCUUUGUUGGAAAUCGCCAGCCAUGGCACGGUAUUUUACUUUAUGGUCCUCCAGGUACUGGCAAAUCCUUUUUGGCUAAGGCGGUCGCUACCGAGGCAUCUGCAAAGUUUUUUUCGAUAUCUUCGUCUGAUCUUCUGUCCAAAUGGCUUGGAGAGUCGGAAAAGCUUGUACGCCAGCUCUUCGCCUUGGGCCAAGAGCUAAAGCCCAGCAUCAUUUUCAUUGACGAGAUUGAUUCCUUAUGUUCCGUGAGGAAUGAUUCAGAGUCUGAGUCUACCAGGCGAGUUAAGACUGAAUUUUUGAUUCGGAUGAAUGGGGUUGGGAACGAUCUGGACGGAAUUCUUGUCUUAGCCGCUACGAACGUCCCUUGGUUGUUAGAUUCAGCCAUACGGCGACGGUUCGAAAAAAGAAUUUACAUUGGUCUGCCCGACGAGUCUACUCGCUCGAAAAUGUUUCAGAUGCAUUUAGGAGAUACGCCCAAUUCACUAAGUCAAGCAGAUUACAAGGAACUGGCGUCUUUUACCGAAGGCUAUUCCGGCUCGGAUAUUGCCGUCGUUGUGCGAGAAGCGUUGAUGCGACCCAUUCGAAUGGUUCAGAGUGCCACGCACUUCAAAAACGUUGUCGCCCCGGACCGCCGAAACCCUGCUAUUCAGAAAACUUAUUGGGAGCCAUGUUCUCCUGGAGACCCCGAGGGCGUUCCCAUGAGCUGGAUGGACAUCGAGGGAGACGCUCUUUUAGAACCCUUGGUCACAAUAUCGCACCUUUUCAAGGCACUUAAAUCAACCAAGCCUACAAUCAACAGCGAAGAUUUGAAUCGAUACACCCAAUUUACUGCCGAGUUUGGACAAGACGGGUAACAUAUUUUUCAAAAAAAUAUUUUGGCCAAAACGGGGCCAAAUCUGCGCUCAUCACUUACCCUGUGACACCGUUGUAGUGCUCUGCUUGGGGAAGGCGCAACCCCGCGGAGAUGCGGCCCCUUGAGCACUUCUUGUCGUGUGUUCCUACAACCGUUUUUUUGUUGCUGCCUUGGGCAGGGGCAGAGAGGGUGCUAAGCGCGAGGCAUUCAAGCCCAUGGAAAACGCAAAGGAAGUUCCGAGUUUUACUUCUAGCGCAGAGCAGAGAGUUCGAUCUCGCCAGGUAAGCCUGCAACCGGCUUUCGGCGAACAAUGAAGGGAAGUGAGUGCCAAAACACUACAUGGCGCUCGCGCGCGUUUUGUAGUCCGCGCGGCCUCUCUGGACUCGACAAAAAGAUUAGUAUGUGAUAGUGUGAA
Molecule: messenger RNA, 1713 nt
Organism: Schistocerca gregaria
Lineage: Eukaryota; Metazoa; Arthropoda; Insecta; Orthoptera; Acrididae
Product: vacuolar protein sorting-associated protein 4-like
Exons: 3
Coding region: 13-1299 (428 amino acids)
Biological process (GO): endosomal transport; vacuole organization
Molecular function (GO): ATP hydrolysis activity; ATP binding
Source: RefSeq, a predicted model, not a curated record